This is a messenger RNA of Alternaria novae-zelandiae, 1524 nucleotides long. RefSeq lists its product as uncharacterized. The transcript is spliced from 4 exons. Lineage: Eukaryota; Fungi; Ascomycota; Dothideomycetes; Pleosporales; Pleosporaceae. Gene Ontology annotation, cellular component: membrane. Bases 1 to 1524 code for a protein of 507 amino acids. The record is from RefSeq and is a predicted model, not a curated record.
AUGUCGCAAUUAAUCAAUCGCAUCCGCUUACCACGCGCUUUUCGCCCUCCAGCCCAAAUCAACGCAGAAGAAGGCACGAAUGGACACCCAGAAACGAAUCGCGGGAAGACGGCGCCCAAGGAAGCGGAGAAUGGCAACGGGAAACAGGAACAGUCUGAGAUGCAACCUGUGGGGUUCUGGCAUCCCGACCUGCGACAAGUACGCAACCGCGCAUUCGUAAAAUGGAUCAUCACGACGGCUUUCCUCAUGGCAUUCAUCCUCUGUGUGCUAUCGCUGUACUGGGCCGUAUUUUUCAAGGUUGAAAAUAGGCUGAGCCAUUUACUGGUGUAUGUCGUGGACAUGGAUGGAGCGGCGCCUUACGACAACACGGGAAACGCGCCAUUCGUUGGACCGACCAUCACGCAAUUAGUACAACAACAGCUGAGCAGCGGCCAGCCGACGUUGGGAUGGGGUGUUCGACCCGGUUCAGAUUUCAACAACGAUCCAUUAGAAGUCCGACAAGCUGUCUAUAACUGGGAUGCCUGGGCCGCCAUUGUCAUCAACCCCAACGCGAGCGCGCUGUUGUACUCUGCUAUCGCCAACGGGAAUACGAGUUACGAUCCCCUGGGAGCAUGCCAAUUGAUAUACCAAGACGCCAGAGACGACACGAACUGGUUUAAUUUCAUGUUCCCCAUUAUCAGCCAGUUCAUGACGCAGGCCCAGAGUAUGGUCGGACAGCAAUGGGCACAGAUGGCUAUGCAGAGGGCAAGCGACCCGGCAGUACUAUCAAACAUUCAGAACGUACCCCAGGCCAUCAACCCGGCGAUUGGCUUCUCUGAGUUCAACCUGCGGCCUUUCUAUCCAUACACCGGCAUUCCUGCCGUGUCCAUCGGACUCAUCUAUCUCAUCAUCAUAUCCUUCUUCAGCUUUUCCUUCUACAUGCCCAUCCACAUGCAAUACCUCAAGCCCGAAAACCACCCGCCUCUCAAGUUUAAGCAACUCAUCGUCUGGCGAUGGUGUGCUACGAUAUGCGCCUACUUCAUGCUUUCCCUCGCCUACUCCUUCGUUUCCAUGGCUUUCCAAAUCAACUUCUGGCAUACCAACUCCAUCACCAGCGAAACGCAGGUUACGAAUAUGAUGGAAGGCAAUCCGGUGGCAUAUGGAAGUGGCACGUUCGUCGUGUAUUGGAUGCUUAAUUUCUGCGGUAUGAUCGCGUUGGGUUUGGCGUGUGAGAACGUGGCUAUGAUAGUGGGUAUGCCGUGGAUGGGACUGUUCUUGAUCUUCUGGGUCAUUAGCAAUGUUUCAACUGCGUUUUACGAUAUCGAGAUCGCGCCUGGGUUCUAUAGAUGGGGAUACGCUUGGCCGCUGCAUUCAAUUGUCGAAGGCAGUCGAUCGAUACUGUUCGAUCUACAUUCCAGAAUAGGACUGGACUUCGGUAUUCUGCUUGCGUGGGGAGCAGUCAACACGCUGUUCUUCCCCUUCUGCUGCUGGUUUAUGAGAUGGAAAACACAACACAACAUCCAUGAAUAUUGGCCCCUCGACUAA